AUGUCGAACAAGCGCAUCGAACAGAGCGAAAUCGAGAAAUACUGGGAAAUAUUCGCGUCUCUCUCAAAUGGCGGUACACAUCUCACAGGUUCUCAAGCUGCGCCUGUGUUGAAGAACUCUCAAUUGCGGGACGACCAGCUGGAGCGGAUAUGGGAUUUGGCCGACGUUGACAAUGACGGGAAUUUGGACUUUGAGGAGUUCUGCGUGGCUAUGCGGUUGAUUUUUGACCUUGUCAAUGGAGAAUAUGCGGACGUACCACCACAAUUGCCAGACUGGCUGGUUCCCGAAUCGAAAGCCCAUCUAGUACAGGCGAAUCGGGCUCUUACAGGGAAACAAGUUCAAUUUGAAAGGGUUGAAGAUGAAGAUGAUUCCCCAGGGCUGAAGGACGGCUUUGACUGGUAUAUGAGCCCGUCUGAUAAGUCAAAAUACGAGGAGAUAUAUUCGGCGAACCGCGACAGGAGGGGAGAUAUCACCUGUGAGCAGGAACUUGCUCCUCAAUUGAACCUUACAUCUACUAACAUUCACACAGUCGAGUCUCUAGACACCCUCUACUCCUCACUUGAAGUCCCCGACACCGACAUCCGAUCAGCCUGGAACCUCAUAAACCCCUCCGCAUCCCCAGCGAUCUCAAAAGACGCCUGUCUAGCCUUCCUCCACAUCCUCAACAACCGCCACGAAGGCUACCGCAUCCCGCGAACAAUACCCCCCUCCCUCCGUGCAAGUUUCGAGCGGAACCAAAUCGACUAUCAAGUCGACCACCAGCGAACGUCGUCGCCAGCACAGAGAUGGGGUACGACAGGCGGCGAGGAAACAAGUACGGGCAGGAAAGCCAAAUUUGGGGAGACGUAUCUGAGUCGUAUGGGCGUUGGUGGAAAGGGAAGCUAUACACCGGCAGGCACAGAUUUCUCGGCCACGAAAACUACGGAAGAUUGGGAGGAGGUCAGGUUGAAGAAACAGUUGGCUGAAUUAGAAGCGAAGAUCGAUAAAGUGGAAGCUGCAUCGGCGACUCGACAUGGUGGACGACGUGAUACCAAGCCAGCCCUUGUUAAGCGGGAGCUAGAGCAGCUGUUAGAUUAUAAGAGAAGAGAACUGCGGGAUUUGGAGACUGGGGAUGGCAAAAGCAAAGUCGGAGCAAGCCUGAAAGGUGUUGCUGACGAGAUUGCUACGGUUAAGGAACAAGUUGAUGGAUUGGAGGCACACUUAAAGUCUCGUCAACAGGCGCUUUCAGAGUUGCAGCAGGAGAUUGAGAGCGAGAAGUCAGGUAUAUAG
This is a messenger RNA of Lachnellula hyalina, 1269 nucleotides long. It is a transcript of the gene end3, whose product is annotated as Actin cytoskeleton-regulatory complex protein. The transcript has 2 exons. NCBI's taxonomy places the organism in Eukaryota, Fungi, Ascomycota, Leotiomycetes, Helotiales, Lachnaceae. The record is from RefSeq and is a predicted model, not a curated record. The coding region runs from base 1 to 1269 and encodes 422 amino acids. Gene Ontology annotation, biological process: actin filament organization; endosomal transport; actin cortical patch assembly. Gene Ontology annotation, molecular function: calcium ion binding; protein binding. Gene Ontology annotation, cellular component: mating projection tip; actin cortical patch; nucleus.